AUUCAGAGAGGCGGCUGUCACUGACGUCAUCGUCACAUGAUCCGUGACGCGCCCCAUCUGACCAGGAAGGAAUUAUAAACACAGAACCCGGAGACUGCAACAGACCAACAACCGCGGAUUUUCCAUUAUGUUCCAUGGGAUCCCAGCGCAGCCGCCGGUCGGAGCACCUGGAAAUAAACCAGAGUUAUAUGAGGAGGUGAAGCUGUAUAAGAACGCCCGGGAGAGAGAGAAAUAUGACAAUAUGGCCGAGCUGUUUGCUGUUGUGAAGACCCUUCAGGCGCUGGAGAAAGCUUAUAUCAAGGACUGUGUGUCACCCAGCGAGUACACCGCUGCCUGCUCCCGCCUCCUGGUCCAGUAUAAAGCCGCCUUCAAACAGGUACAAGGAGCAGAGGUCGGAACCAUCGAUGACUUCUGCAGAAAGUACAGGCUGGAUUGUCCUCUGGCAAUGGAGAGAAUUAAAGAGGAUCGGCCGAUCACCAUCAAAGACGACAAAGGAAACCUCAACCGAUGUAUUGCGGAUAUUGUGUCGCUUUUCAUUACUGUGAUGGACAAACUGCGUCUAGAGAUCCGAGCGAUGGACGAGAUUCAACCCGACCUCCGAGAGCUGAUGGAGACCAUGAACCGGAUGAGCCAUCUGCCGCCAGACUUUGAGGGCAGAGAGAAGGUCAGCCAAUGGUUGCAGAAGUUAAGCAGCAUGUCUGCCUCCGAUGAACUCGACGACUCCCAAGUGCGACAGAUGUUAUUUGACCUGGAAUCUGCAUAUAACGCCUUCAACCGUUUCCUUCACUCCUAACCGAGUUAUAUAAUGUCCACUUGGUGAGAUCAGUCCCGGACUUUGGUUUCCCGUCCUAACACUAAGAAUAACAUAGCGGUGAGCGGUCAGUCCUGGAUGUGAUGCCGGACACUUCAUCUAUAUAUAUAUAUAUAUAUAUAUACACACUUCUCCUCCUCCAUUGUGCAGUCGGUGCCUAUAGGAUCUUGUGAAACUAUUCACCCCUCGUGGAUUUCUCUGUUUUGUUGUAAUAAAAAUACAAUGUAAUUUA
This is a messenger RNA of Hyla sarda, 1043 nucleotides long. It is a transcript of the gene VPS28, whose product is annotated as VPS28 subunit of ESCRT-I. Gene Ontology annotation, cellular component: ESCRT I complex. The transcript is spliced from 11 exons. Gene Ontology annotation, biological process: protein transport to vacuole involved in ubiquitin-dependent protein catabolic process via the multivesicular body sorting pathway. Gene Ontology annotation, molecular function: protein-containing complex binding. NCBI's taxonomy places the organism in Eukaryota, Metazoa, Chordata, Amphibia, Anura, Hylidae. Bases 128 to 793 code for a protein of 221 amino acids. The record is from RefSeq and is a predicted model, not a curated record.